Molecule: messenger RNA, 1375 nt
Organism: Tripterygium wilfordii
Lineage: Eukaryota; Viridiplantae; Streptophyta; Magnoliopsida; Celastrales; Celastraceae
Product: stromal cell-derived factor 2-like protein
Exons: 6
Coding region: 335-988 (217 amino acids)
Source: RefSeq, a predicted model, not a curated record
UGCUAUGUCAUCGCCUUGUCCUCGGAGGUUCCAAGUUUCGUUUCCCUCUCUUUUUCUCUCUCGACCCGAAAACAGUACCAGAUUUACAGAUCCAUUGCAACCCCACGAACGAAAGGAGAGAAGAAUCGAUAGUUCAUCUCCCUUUCUAUUUGUGGAUGUUGAGAUUUGAGAGUUUCUAAUCGUGGCUUCUUCUGGAGCGGAUUCGAUCCAUCGGAGAAAAUCGAAACCUUCCUCCUCUCCGGCUUCAUCUUCUGCUCCGACUAAGAUCGUGUACGGGGAGUCGAGGGGUUUCCUUUUCUGGAAGCAGAACUGGUUUAUCGGAUUACUAUCUGUAAUGGCUAUUAGCUUUUUCGCCCUCGCUUUCUUUCUCUUCUUCAACCUCGAUGUCGAUAACGGCUCCUUCUCCUCCGCAUCCGCAGCUUCAUCUGCCGAAGGUGUUGAGAUUACCUACGGGACGGUGCUUAAGCUGAUGCACGAGAGGACCAAAGUUAGACUGCAUUCUCACGAAGUACCGUAUGGGUCUGGCAGUGGGCAGCAAUCUGUUACGGGCUUUCCCAAUGUUGAUGAUUCUAAUAGUUACUGGAUUGUGGGGCCUGAACUCGAUUCGUCAGCCAAACAAGGUGAUGCCAUCAAAAGCGGGGCCAUUAUCCGAUUGCAGCACACGAGGACUAGGAAAUGGCUGCAUAGUCAUUUGCAUGCAUCUCCAAUAUCAGGCAAUUUAGAGGUUAGCUGCUUUGGAGGUGAUAAUGAUUCCGAUACUGGGGAUCACUGGAGGCUUGUAAUUGAAGGGAGUGGGAACACUUGGAAGCAAGAUCAAAGAAUUCGACUUCAACACGUUGACACUGGUGGCUACCUUCAUAGUCAUGACAAGAAAUACACUCGAAUUGCUGGGGGACAGCAAGAGGUUUGUGGUCUCCGAGACAAGCGCGCUGAUAACAUUUGGUUGGCAGCAGAAGGUGUCUACCUCCCUGUUACUGAAAGCAAGUAGAUGUUAGUUUUUCCACGAAUUAUUAACUUGUAAGAAACAGUUAAUUGGGUUUUGAAAUUUUGGGGGCUUGUGCGGUUGUGCCUGUGCCUGUUUCUAUAAUAGCUGUAGAUGCCAUCCUUGAUGAAGGAAGAUACAUGUUCUAGAGUCAAAAACUUAUUCUGUAUUGAUGUUUAUCUUAUGCGAUGUAUUAUGCCCUUAUUGCCGAAAGAAAUGCAUCCUUCUCUCGCAUAUUAUGGUCUUAUGUCUUCCUUUUUGCCUAGUUAUUUUGUGUAAGGGUGAACUCUUGGCCUUUUGGUUUAACAAGCUAGUGGUCAUAUGGAGAUAAGGCUGCUGGCAUCGUAUGCUUCCCACACCGCCGCCGCAGUGGGCGCUCGGUUUUAACCUUUA